CUCUUAGCGCUUUCCUUUUUUUUUUUCUGUUUUUCUUUGGGUUAGUUUUGUGGCUUUUUUUUUUGGUUUUUCUUGUUGGUUUUUUUUUUUUUUUUUUUUUUUUUUUUUUUUUUGGGCCGAUAGAUUCCCGCGGUCUAGUUUGUUGUGGGGUGAAAUUUUUCUUUUCCUUUUUCCUUUUUCCCUUUUCUUUUUCCUUUUCCUUUUUUUCUUUUUCUUUUUUUUUCUUUUUCUUUUUAUUUAUUUUUCUUUAUCUUUUUCUUUAUCUUCUUUCUUUAUCUUUUUUCUUUUUCUUUAUCUUUUUUCUUUUUCUUUAUCUUUUUGCUUUUUCUUUAUCUUUUUUUCUUUAUCUUUUUCCUUUUUCUUUAUCUUUUUCCUUUUUCGUUAUCUUUUUCCUUUAUCUUUUCCCUUUUUCUUUAUCUCUUUUCUUUUUCUUUAUCUUUUUCAUUUUCUUUUCCUAUUUUCCUUUUUUCACUUCCUUUUUUUUUUUUUUUUUAAAUAAUUUUCGUUUUUUUUUCGCAUCGCCUCCCUCCCUCAACAACAACAACAACAAACAACCAAACAAACAAACAAACAACAACCAAACACCACCACCGCCGCUCCGACAACGACAACGACCACGACGACGACGACAAAACCUUACCGAAAUUAAAAUGAGCUCCUAUUUUGUCAACUCACUCUUCUCCAAAUACAAAACCGGCGAAUCCCUGCGCCCCAAUUAUUACGACUGCGGGUUCGCUCAGGAUUUGGGGGGCAGACCCACCGUGGUGUACGGACCCAGCUCGGGGGGAUCCUUCCAGCAUCCUCCCCAAAUCCAGGAAUUUUACCACGGAGCUUCCACUCUCUCCAGCUCCCCUUACCAACAAAACCCCUGCGCCGUGGCUUGUCACGGAGAACCGGGCAACUUUUACGGCUACGAGCCCCUGCAGCGGCAGAGCCUGUUCGGCCCGCAGGAACCGGAGCUGCUGCCCUACAGCGACUGCAAGCUCGGGGCCGCCGGGCUGGGAGAGGAGGCGGAAAGUUCGGAGCAGAGCCCGUCUCCCACUCAGCUCUUCCCCUGGAUGCGACCGCAAGGUGAGCACAAGGUAGCCAAAGCCGGCGGAAAACGAGGCCGCCAGACUUACACCAGGUACCAAACCCUGGAGCUGGAGAAGGAAUUCCACUACAACCGCUACCUGACGAGGAGGAGGAGGAUCGAGAUCGCUCACUCGCUGUGCCUCACCGAGCGCCAGAUCAAAAUCUGGUUCCAGAACCGCAGGAUGAAGUGGAAAAAAGAAAAUAAAAGCGCCUGCCCCGGCUCCAGCGGGCAGGAAAAACAAGACGCCGAGGAGGAUGAGGAGGAGUGAAAAUGGUGGAUGAAGGAAAAGGAGAGAGGGGAAAAAAUUAAAAAAAAAAAAAAAAAAGAAAAGAAAAGAAAAAAAAAUUGAGAAAAAAUAAAAGGGGGGGAACGCACGUUAAAGCAACAACAACAACAAAAAAACCAUAAAAGAGACUAUAUCCAAAAAUAAAUGAUAAGAGCGUGAAUAAUUAAAC
Molecule: messenger RNA, 1530 nt
Organism: Cinclus cinclus
Lineage: Eukaryota; Metazoa; Chordata; Aves; Passeriformes; Cinclidae
Gene: HOXB8
Product: homeobox B8
Exons: 2
Coding region: 651-1343 (230 amino acids)
Biological process (GO): regulation of transcription by RNA polymerase II
Cellular component (GO): nucleus
Molecular function (GO): RNA polymerase II transcription regulatory region sequence-specific DNA binding; DNA-binding transcription factor activity, RNA polymerase II-specific
Source: RefSeq, a predicted model, not a curated record